Messenger RNA from Triticum turgidum subsp. durum (durum wheat), 2157 nucleotides. The record is from the annotation of a GenBank genome assembly. Lineage: Eukaryota; Viridiplantae; Streptophyta; Magnoliopsida; Poales; Poaceae.
AUGGAGGCGGACGAGCUCCUGAAGAAGAUACGGGCGCUGGAGGAGGGGCAGGCGGAGCUCAAGCGGGAGGUGGGCAGGCUCAUGCCGGACCGCCGCGCCGCGGCCCGGCGCCGUGCCCUCCGCGCGCUGCCGCCGCCGCCGCGGCCCUCAUCGUCGCGGCGCGUCGCGGCCCGCGGCAGGCUGCCCGACAGGCACUGCCACUGGAUACUGCAGUCGCUGGGGCAGGCCGUGCACAUCAUCGCCCCCGACGGGAAGCUCCUGUACUGGAACCGGUAUGCUGAGCAUAUGUAUGGCUAUACUGCAGCAGAGGCAGUUGGUCGGAAUGCCGUUGAAUUAAUUGUUCAUCCGACUGACUUCGAUUCAGCAAAAAUCGUCAUCCAGAAUAUAUUUAUGGGCAAGUGUUGGAGAGGGAAGUUUCCUGUUAAGAACAAAGCAGGAGAGAGGUUUUUCAUUUCUGUCCACAACACCCCUUUGUACGAUGACGAUGGUAGUUUGGUGGGCCUUAUCUGUCUCUCGCUUGAUGUACGGGCAUUAGAGGAGAUAUUUAGUCCCUCGGACUCAGCGGAAUCCUAUCCAAGUACAGCAAAGCACCGGUUUCAUGCUAACAACCGGCCUACAAGUGGUUCAGUAAACAAAGGUUCUGUUCACUCCCAGCAACCUCCUCAAUCUGGUGUCACCUCCAAGAUAGUAACUUUGGCUACCAGCGUUACAAGUAGAGUUCAUUCUCGGAUAAGGACAGGUCAGAAUGGCGACAAACAGUAUGGUGGUGACUGUGAGGACCAGUAUUCUCAACUUGAUCUCCAGGCCGAGGUGGCAUCAAGUGAAGAGAACACCCCAAGUGGGGAUGUAAUGCAUGGUGCCUUUGUGGCCCAAGAGAAAUCCCGUGGCAAGUCGAGCAAAACAAGUAGUGAUGAUCCAGGAGAAGGAAAAGUAGGGUCCUACAAGAUUUUCCGUUCGAAGGCUGAGGCAUUAUUGGCAAAGAAGGGCAUAUCAUGGCCUUGGAAAGGGCAUGCAAAUGAUGGGGGUUCUGGAAAGAAUAACGUGAACUCAACACAGUUGCAGGAUAAGCAGGAGAAUGACCAGAGUCAGCAGAGAGUUCCAGUUCUAGAGCCUAUCAUAAUUCCAGACUGCCAAAACAGCGAAGACACUUGGGCUACGAAAUAUGAGGUCUCAGGUUCCUGGUGGGAUUUCAACAAGAAUUACACGAGUAGCAUGAGCAGCAGUGGGAGUACUGAUAGCAGCGGUAUCGAGAGAGUAGACUAUGAAGCAGACCGCCUAGAUUAUGAGAUUCUCUGGGAAGACCUAGUAAUUGGAGAACAAGUAGGUCAAGGUUGUUGCGGAACAGUGUAUCAUGCUUUGUGGUAUGGCUCGGACGUGGCAGCUAAAGUAUUCUCCAAGCAGGAAUAUUCAGAAGAAAUGAUCAAUACCUUCAGACAAGAGGUAUCAUUGAUGAAGAAGCUACGACAUCCCAAUAUAAUACUUUUCAUGGGUGCAGUUGCUUCGCAGGAACGACUUUGUAUUGUUACUGAAUUUCUGCCACGCGGGAGUUUGUUUCGGUUGCUUCAGAGUAACAUUGGCAAGCUGGAUCCAAGACGGAGAGUUAACAUGGCUAUUGACAUUGCAAGGGGCAUGAAUUAUCUUCACAGUUCCAUCCCAACUGUUGUGCACCGUGAUUUGAAAUCACCAAACCUGUUGGUUGAUAAGAAUUGGACUGUAAAGGUUGCAGACUUUGGUCUUUCACGUCUGAAACACGAAACAUUUCUGUCAACAAAAACUGGAAAGGGAACACCGCAGUGGAUGGCUCCGGAGGUGCUACGGAGUGAACCUUCAAAUGAAAAGUCUGAUGUAUUCAGCUAUGGAGUGGUCCUGUGGGAGCUUGCUACUCAGAUGAUCCCCUGGGAUACUCUCAAUACAAUGCAGGUCAUCGGAGCCGUGGGUUUCAUGGAUCACAGACUGGAAAUACCAAGCGACGUGGAUCCUCAGUGGGCAUCGAUGAUUGAGAGCUGUUGGGAAAGUGAACCGCAAUGCCGCCCUUCGUUCCAAGAACUUCUCGAGAGGCUCCAGGGGCUGCAGAAGCAGUACACGGUUCAGGCGCAGACGGAGCGGAAAGCGGCUGGGAAAGGUGCUCGAAAGACAAGCGUCAAAGAUGAUGGCUGA